Fomitopsis serialis is the source of this 684-nucleotide messenger RNA. Its product is annotated as histidine phosphatase superfamily. NCBI's taxonomy places the organism in Eukaryota, Fungi, Basidiomycota, Agaricomycetes, Polyporales, Fomitopsidaceae. The coding region runs from base 1 to 684 and encodes 227 amino acids. Gene Ontology annotation, molecular function: phosphatase activity. The transcript has 5 exons. The record is from RefSeq and is a predicted model, not a curated record. Gene Ontology annotation, cellular component: cytoplasm.
AUGGUCAGAGCCACAGAGAAGCGCAUCUACCUCACCCGCCACGCGCAGGCUGAACACAACGUAGCGGAUGACUACAGCAUUCCCGACGCGCCGCUGACGGCACUCGGACGUGAACAAGCGCGGAACCUGUAUGAAGACACGAAGGACACGAUCCAAACGACGGCCGAGCUGCUGGUGACGAGCGGAUUGCGGCGUACAAUGUCCACUGCGAUCAUAGGCUACGCCGCUCUAAGGAAGCGGAGCGAGGCGGCGGGGAAGGCAGUCGUCGUGCUCCCGCAGCUGCAGGAGUGCAACAACCUGCCGUGCGAUACUGGCUCGUCAAGGGAAGAGCUGGAAGCAGUACCCGAGUUCGCUGGCCUGGAUCUGAGCAACCUGACGCCGGACUGGAACUCGAAGAAGGGGUUCUACGCGGGCGACACAGAGACGCUGAAGGCGCGCGCGCAGUGGAACCGCCGAUGGCUGCGCUCGCGGCCAGAGCGGGACAUAGUGGUGGUAGCCCACGGAGACUGCCUGCGGUACAUCACGGACGGGGAGAACUCGCUGAAGCCGUGGGCGAACUGCGAGGUGCAGGAGUACACGUUCGCGGUGGACGAGGAGCAGGACGGGGAGGGGACGGCGUGGCUGGUGCCGGUGAAGAAGGUCGUCCAGGAGGGCGCGGACGAGCCGACGUCGUCUGCGAUGUAG